This is a messenger RNA of Dentiscutata erythropus, 1035 nucleotides long. NCBI's taxonomy places the organism in Eukaryota, Fungi, Glomeromycota, Glomeromycetes, Diversisporales, Gigasporaceae. The record is from the annotation of a GenBank genome assembly.
AUGUCUAGGAAAACUCCUUCAAUAUUUGCUAUUAUAGUAUAUCAAGGGAUAUAUCUUUUGGCGGGAAUUUAUCAAACACUUAGUAUACAAUAUUUAUAUUAUCAAGGAGCUGCUACCUUGGUUGGAAUAUUACUUAUGCCCGCAUGGUUUGCAAAAAGAAAAGUACAUGAGACCAUCAUAGAUAAAACCAAUGACCCAGAAUUUGACAUUGUAACGAAAGCUCUUAAAGAUUAUCAGUUAUUACCUGAAGAAGAUGAUGAUGGCGAGUUAUCAAGCCCAAGAGAAGUUGUAAAUUACUGCUUUAUCCUUGGUAUCUCUUUAUUGGAUAUUAUGGCUAAUUUUACAUUAACGCUGGGUCUUUUUUACGUUGGGAGCGGUAUGUAUCAAAUAAUUCACAGCUCGAUAGUAAUUUGGUGUGCUAUUCUCUCAUUUCUAUUUCUUGGAAGAAAAUUUUCUCGAGUACAAUCAUUUUGUGUUAUUGGAGUAUGUAUCGGACUUUUUCUUAGUUCAUUCGGAGCUUCACAAAAUUCCAUAACUACCGACGUUCCUACAAUACUUAAUUCACUUAAUAUAUCACCUAAAAUACUUGGUUUAAUAUUAACAUCACUCGCGACAUUUGGAAGUGCAUGCGUUUACGUAAUACUUGAUCAAUUAUUGACGACAAUUAUAGUACCUAAUGAGCUUCCACCAUCACCAGAAAAAGCAUGUUUUUUAAUAGGAACAAUUAAUUCAAGUUUAGUUAUGAUAUAUAUUAUAAUUUAUACAAUUCCAAAUUGGAAAUUACUUGUAAUAGAAGAGAUGGAAAAGAAACCAGAACAUGCUACUUAUUGGAUAGUAAAAUAUCUUGGUAAUGUUACUAUAGGAUUAUUAAAUUCUAUUAGAGCUAUUAUGGUAUUUGGUUUUAGUCAUAUAUUUUUUUGUAAAUUUGAUAAUGGUCAAUGUUUUACUAUUUGGAAAGGCUUUGGUGCUUUUGUAGUAAUAGGAUGUAUAACUAUUUUUUCUCUUACAAAAUUACAUUAUAAAUUCAAUCAAUAA